Silurus meridionalis is the source of this 758-nucleotide messenger RNA. RefSeq names its product eukaryotic translation initiation factor 4 gamma 3-like. Gene Ontology annotation, molecular function: mRNA binding; translation initiation factor activity. The record is from RefSeq and is a predicted model, not a curated record. Lineage: Eukaryota; Metazoa; Chordata; Actinopteri; Siluriformes; Siluridae. Bases 78 to 506 code for a protein of 142 amino acids. Gene Ontology annotation, cellular component: eukaryotic translation initiation factor 4F complex. The transcript has 5 exons.
GUUACUGCGUCACAUAAUGGUGGUGGGUUCGGGUGCAGGAGGCCUUGCAUUGCGUGGAGGAACUGGACCAGGGCAGGAUGCUUUACGUUUUUGUUCAGGUGGGUGUGGAGACCAUGCUGGAGCGAAACCAGAUCACACGUGACCACAUGGGUCAUCUGUUCCAUCAGCUGCUGCAGGCUGGGAUCCUCUCCACAUCUCAGUUUUUUAAAGGGUUCUCAGAAACCCACGAGAUAGCAGAUGAUAUGGCGAUUGACAUUCCUUAUGUAUGGCAGUACAUAGCGGAGCUCGUUAAUCCUGUGCUUCGGGAAGGAGGAAUCUCUUUGAGAGAAUUAUUAAUUGAAUUUAGCAAACCACUACUUCCUGUGGCAAGAGCCGGCAUAUUAUUUGCAGAAAUAUUGCACCUUCUCUGCAAACACAUGGUGGAGGAGCAGAAGGUGGAGGAGCAGAAGGUGGAGAAGCAGAUGGUUGAGGAGCAGAUGAUGGAGGAUCAAAAAAGAACAGACUGAAGUCCGUUGGACUUUUGGAGACUUUAGAGAAUGUCAUGAUGGAGAACGGACGCGGAGGCAUCGGGUAUGUGACGUUUUCAUCUCCUGAUGAGGCUCGAGUAGACAUCAUGGAGAUGAACGACAGGGUGCUGGGCAGCAGGACUGUGUACUUAAGUCCCUCUUAGACCACCCAGGGACGAAGUCACGGCAUGAAGGUAGAAACCAUCUCGCCUUCAAAACCCUGCCCAGACCCAAGACCCAACGCCAACAAGA